AUGAGACUGAAUGGCUUCCUUUCAUGUGAGGCCUGCUUUGAAGAGGUAAUCCUAGGCACAGCCUUCCAUCAAAACUGGGCAUCCUACGACUCAACUCAAGCCGAGGACGAUGUUUGGGCGUGCGAUAUCUGCAUUCCCUACAUCGGUCGGAUCUUGAUCAACUACUCCUUGACUCGUACCUGGGAAGACUGGAUCCAGUCGACUAUUAAAUACCUAAAUCUCCCAAGGUGCGAGAAAGAACUGGCUGUUUCCCCAUUUUCUCGAAAAUGGGUGCGCUUAUCCGGCGGACGCGUAUCCAACCUCAAAAUCUGCGAGAAAUGCUUCGAUGAGAAUUUGGCAUCCACACCACUUGGCUAUGAAUUCGAAUUCAUUACUGUAGAACCAAUUACCAAGGGACCGAACUGGAUAGAGGUGGCACUCGGCCAUCGCAUACAAGAACCCGAACCCUGGCUCUGCAGCGUGACGAACAACUUCCCUCUGGCUGCGGCCAUGUCCAUGGCUAAAGACCUGAGAAACAUCGAUGCUCUUGUCAGAGCAGCAAAGACUAUCCUAGCGAACGCCCCUUGUACUGAGAAAGGAACCUCCCGAGAUACGUGGUACACCUUAACUGGCGGCAAUGCCCCCGAGGACUUCAGAAUCUGCCCGGCUUGUCACGCGGCGUGGGUCAGCCCUCUUAAGCUUGAUCGAUUCUAUGAGGUAGCAAGAGGCGUAGACCCUACAAAGCCGUUUGUCUGUAGUCUUCAUCCCUCAAAUCCGCGAUGGACGGAGCAUAUUAAUCGGUGGCAGGAGGCUCUUGAGACGGGUGUCUGGUCAAGAUUUUCCAACUGGGUCCGCACGUUCGCCGAUGUUCCACCCUGCGCAGGAGAUGGACAGAUUACGAACGCCAAGUGGUACGGCUGGGACGACUGCACCAUCUGCCCAGAGUGCUGGGUGACCUUCUGCAAAGACGCACAUCCCGCCGCCUCCAGUCUGCCAAUGGAUUAUCACAAACAGAUCGUGCCAGACACCAGGAUGUGCUGCAUGUACUCCUCGCGCAUGCGACAGAAGUGGGUGGAAGCCUGUGAAGUCGGCAACGCAGGUAGGCUUGUGGAGUUCUCUAGGACGAGAAUCCAGAUGUACAUCCAGACGGUUGUGGAGAUCCGGCGGCUGAGAGUGGUACACGAGAUGCAGGUCGUGCAGUCCUUGAAUGCCGGCACCCAGAGCGCCGUAUGGGGCAAUAUGCAGAGCGCCAGGGUGCUUUUUGGUACGACUGACGGGUAUGAACCCGGGAAUAGCACGCUGGGAUGGCAUGUGACGACCGAGGGGGUCACAAGUGCAGCGUACCAGCGUGAGAUGAAUGGUCUCAGGGACCAGUCUUGGGGGACUCUGAUCCAGAUUGAGCAUUUGCAGAACCAGUGGCAGAUGUUUGAGUGA
This is a messenger RNA of Colletotrichum aenigma, 1413 nucleotides long. RefSeq lists its product as uncharacterized. Lineage: Eukaryota; Fungi; Ascomycota; Sordariomycetes; Glomerellales; Glomerellaceae. Bases 1 to 1413 code for a protein of 470 amino acids. The transcript has a single exon. The record is from RefSeq and is a predicted model, not a curated record.